GAAGAGCAGGGUUUUCGGCGAAAGGGAAACAUAGGGGACCCGAAGAUCUAAAGGAGAAUAUUACAACACACUCUGGAUUUGCAAGUAACAUUGGCAUUAUCGAUGCAUUUAAACUGUAUUUUACGUUUUAUCGGCGGUGUGGAAGGAUUUGUCGGUAAAAGCAGGACUGCGUAAAACUAAUAGGGUGAGGGGGGGGGAUUGGGGGAAGCGAGCGUCGUCGGGUCAAAAUGUCGAUUCAGUACGAAGUGGAACCGCUGGCAGACAGCUACGGGGUAGCGGACUCGUUUCCCAAAGAUUUUGGCUAUGGAGAAGAGGAGGCCGACAUCGAGGAUAGCCCAACUCCAUCUGACAGCAAACCUAGAAUUCUGUUGAUGGGUUUGCGAAGAAGUGGCAAGUCGUCAAUACAGAAGGUAGUAUUCUCAACAUAACAUUGCUCAUUGUAUUUCACUGUGGGUAAGGGAGACCAGGUCUAACAAUGAAAAAUGAAUCCUGGGGGAAAAAAAUGACCAAAUUGCAUUAUUCUGCCCUGAAUGAAAGAAAGAUGUUUUUUUGCCUGUUUUUGUUCAUUCGAUUUUUGCAAAUAGUAGACAUUUGGGACUAUAGUAAAUCCACUGUUGUCAGUUCUGCCAAAGUUUUUAUCAUUCACAUGAAAUAAACACUUGCACAUC
This is a messenger RNA of Salmo salar (Atlantic salmon), 668 nucleotides long. RefSeq names its product Ras-related GTP binding C (gene rragc). Gene Ontology annotation, molecular function: GTP binding. NCBI's taxonomy places the organism in Eukaryota, Metazoa, Chordata, Actinopteri, Salmoniformes, Salmonidae. The record is from RefSeq and is marked provisional.